Molecule: messenger RNA, 1621 nt
Organism: Panicum hallii
Lineage: Eukaryota; Viridiplantae; Streptophyta; Magnoliopsida; Poales; Poaceae
Product: E3 ubiquitin-protein ligase DIS1-like
Exons: 5
Coding region: 278-1186 (302 amino acids)
Biological process (GO): ubiquitin-dependent protein catabolic process; multicellular organism development
Cellular component (GO): cytoplasm
Molecular function (GO): zinc ion binding; protein binding; ubiquitin protein ligase activity
Source: RefSeq, a predicted model, not a curated record
CUGAAUUCGGGGGAAGAGAGAGGGGCAGUGCUCUUUAAUUCGAACGCCGUUGCCUCCUCUCUCGAGCCCUUCUCCUUCCAGACAGCCAUAGUGGCAUCACGCCAAAGCCCAGCCGCCGCCAGGAGAUCGAAUCCUCUGCUCUGGGAUCCUGCUCCGAUCGCAGCUACCCUCUGAGUUCUCUUGAAGUGAUGUCCAAUUAUACCAUGAUUCCCUUGGGGUCUACCAAAUGUAGUAUUGUGCGCACAGCAGAAAGGAUUCUGCACCUGUAGGCGUCCCCAUGGCAUCAAUUACUUAUAUUGAUGAUAGCCAUGCUGAGGUUAUUGAUCCUCCAAAGAAUGAGGAGAUGUUGGAUGUCACUGAGCUUGUUGGUGAACAUAUCCAGCAUUCACCAAAACCAAAUGUAACAAGUUAUGGUAAUGUGCGUGAGCUACUGGAAUGCCCUGUGUGUUUGAGUGCCAUGUAUCCUCCAAUUCAUCAGUGCUCCAACGGACAUACUCUGUGUUCUGGAUGCAAGCCAAGGGUUCAUAAUCGUUGCCCAACAUGCAGGCAUGAACUGGGUAACAUAAGAUGUCUUGCUCUGGAGAAGGUGGCUGCAUCGCUAGAGCUUCCAUGCAAGUACCAGAACUUUGGUUGCUUGGGCAUAUACCCUUAUUAUUGCAAGCUGAAACAUGAAUCACAAUGCCAAUACAGACCCUAUACUUGUCCGUAUGCUGGAUCUGAAUGCACAGUUGCUGGUGACAUUCCAUAUCUAGUAAAUCACUUGAAAGAUGACCACAAGGUUGACAUGCACAAUGGAAGCACUUUCAAUCAUCGUUAUGUCAAAUCAAAUCCUCAUGAAGUUGAGAAUGCCACCUGGAUGCUCACGGUUUUCAGCUGCUUCGGCCAGUAUUUCUGUCUGCAUUUCGAGGCAUUCCAGCUGGGCAUGGCGCCUGUCUACAUUGCCUUCCUCCGCUUCAUGGGCGACGACGCUGAAGCUAAGAACUACAGCUACAGCCUGGAGGUUGGAGGCAGUGGUCGUAAGAUGACAUGGCAAGGUGUCCCUCGAAGCAUCAGAGACAGCCACAGGAAGGUACGGGACAGCUAUGACGGGCUCAUCAUCCAGCGGAACAUGGCCUUGUUCUUCUCUGGUGGCGACAGGAAGGAGCUGAAGCUGCGGGUCACUGGGAGGAUCUGGAAGGAGCAGUGAACUGCAACAGCUAAAUGCGUCGAGUUGCUCUCCUUGAUGCCCAUGAAGCAUGGAUCAAUGAUGAAUCAGACUGAUGCGUAAGCGAAUCGUCGCUGUCAGAACUUAGGAGUUGGUAAUCUUGUAGACUGUAUUAGUAGCUGAUGUAGAACGAAAGGCAAGUCUCUCUUUGCUUUGAAGCUCUCUUAGAGUCUAGAGUUGACCAUGGCUGCGCGAUGGGGGAAUCUGAUGGCGACUCGUGAAAUGUAAAUGAUCUAGCUCGGUUUUUCUCUGUAUGAGACUCGUUCUAUGUCAGACCACCAUUGUUUCUGGAUUCCGCGGAUGAACUAGAACUAAAGACUCCACAGCAGCCAAGUUUUUCAUGCUGAUGAGAUCUGAGAGUAAUCACCGAAGCUACUGGCUUCCGUACUAAAAGAACAUGGCUUCCCGCUUCCUAUC